AUGGAGUUAGAAGAACAAGGUACGAGGCUGUCCCUAGCGCUUGGUAACGCCUCAGUGCUAAACUACGCCGCUUCAGCUUUAACGGCUACUGUGCUCUCCUCUUUGUUUGAGCUCUUCACUAAGGUCGCUGUCUUGGAAGGUGAUGCUGUCAAAGGGAAUGGAGACGAGGUGGUUGAUGCAGAGGAAGGCAAUGGUAACAAUGAAGAUAGUGAUGGUGAUGAUGAUGGGGAAGAAGAGGAAGGUGGUGCGGAUGAUUCAGAAGGAAAGGAGACCAAGAAAGCACCACUAAAUGGUCCUGAUGAGAACGGUGAAGCUGGAGAUGGAGAUGAUGAGGAAGAACCUGAAGGAGAUGAUGGUAAUGAUGAUGACGACGAUGAUGAUGAUAACCAUGAGAAUGACGAUGAUGAGGAGGACGAUGAAGAUGGGGGUGAAGAAGAUGAAGACGAGGAAGCAGAAGCAGAGGAGGGAGAGGAAGAGGAAGAAGAUGAGGAGGAGGAGGCGCUACAGCCACCAAAGAAGAGGAAGAAGUGA
This is a messenger RNA of Microthlaspi erraticum, 531 nucleotides long. NCBI's taxonomy places the organism in Eukaryota, Viridiplantae, Streptophyta, Magnoliopsida, Brassicales, Brassicaceae. The record is from the annotation of a GenBank genome assembly.